AUGCAUCCAGACCUGUCUCCUCAUCUGCACACCGAAGAAUGUAACCUAGUUAUCAGUCUGCUCAAGAAAUGUCACAAGGAGCACAACAUUUUGAAAUUUUUUGGCCAUUGCAAUGAUAUUGACCGUGAGAUGCGGAAGUGCUUAAAGAAAGAGUAUGAAGAAAACAGGGCCAGGAACCAGGAGAUACGACGGAAGCUAAUUAAUGCUCACAAAGACUCGGAGAAGUGA
Molecule: messenger RNA, 228 nt
Organism: Charadrius vociferus (killdeer)
Lineage: Eukaryota; Metazoa; Chordata; Aves; Charadriiformes; Charadriidae
Gene: CMC2
Product: C-x(9)-C motif containing 2
Exons: 3
Coding region: 1-228 (75 amino acids)
Cellular component (GO): mitochondrion
Source: RefSeq, a predicted model, not a curated record